GUGCUUCCUGACUGUCCUUUGUGGUUUGUGAGAAGUGCUGAUCACAAUAUGUCUUCAGGAAAUGCCAAAAUUGGGCACCGUACCCACCAGUUCAAAGCAACUGCUGUAAUGCCAGAUGGUCAGUUCAAAGAUAUCAGCCUAUCUGACUACAAAGGAAAAUAUGUUGUGUUCUUCUUUUACCCUCUUGACUUCACCUUUGUGUGCCCCACGGAGAUCACUGCUUUCAGUGAUGGGGCAGAGGAACUUAAGAAACUCAACUGCCAAGUGAUUGGUGCUUCUGUGGAUUCGCACUUCUGUCACCUGGCAUGGAUCAACACACCCAAGAAACAAGGAGGACUGGGAACCAGGAACAUUCCCUUGAUAUCAGACCCCAAGCGCAUCAUUGCUCAGGACUAUGGAGUCUUAAAGGCCGAUGAAGGUAUCUCAUUCAGCGGCCUUUUUAAUAUUGAUGAUAAAGGUAUCCUUCGACAGAUCACCAUAAAUGAUCUUCCUGUUGGCCGUUCUGUGGAGGAGACGCUGAGACUAGUUCAGGCCUUCCAGUUUACUGACAAACAUGGGGAAGUGUGCCCAGCUGGCUGGAAGCCUGGCAGUGAUACCAUCGAGCCUGAUGUCCAGAAGAGCAAAGAAUAUUUCUCUAAGCAGAAGUGAGCGCUGGGCCAUUUUAGGGCCAGGCUGCAGCAGGUGGCCAUGAGAGCAAAACCCCUUCUGUACUACUGUC
Messenger RNA from Balaenoptera acutorostrata (minke whale), 718 nucleotides. RefSeq names its product peroxiredoxin-1-like. The coding region runs from base 49 to 648 and encodes 199 amino acids. Gene Ontology annotation, biological process: hydrogen peroxide catabolic process; cellular response to stress; response to oxidative stress. The transcript has a single exon. Lineage: Eukaryota; Metazoa; Chordata; Mammalia; Artiodactyla; Balaenopteridae. Gene Ontology annotation, molecular function: thioredoxin peroxidase activity. The record is from RefSeq and is a predicted model, not a curated record. Gene Ontology annotation, cellular component: cytosol.